Messenger RNA from Gossypium arboreum, 1457 nucleotides. RefSeq names its product cysteine-rich repeat secretory protein 55. Lineage: Eukaryota; Viridiplantae; Streptophyta; Magnoliopsida; Malvales; Malvaceae. Bases 302 to 1288 code for a protein of 328 amino acids. The record is from RefSeq and is a predicted model, not a curated record. The transcript has a single exon.
ACUUAUGAUCCUUCCUUUGUUUUCUUUUUCUCUUCAUUAUAGCCGAUCAGAACUGUGGCUUAAAUAUCAACAAAAAUGGCUGCAACUGUGCAAUCAUGUCCCCAUCACUAGGCUCUUGUCAACUGGGUGAUGGUGCUGAUAAAUUUUAUAUAUUGAUGAAAAUAGUUUCAUUCCGUAUCUUAUGCCGUUUUAGUGGCACAUGAUUAGAUUCCCCAUUGACCAUUGUACAAGUUGUAGGAGGAAAAUGAUUAUUAUUAAUAAUUUUAUCCCAUGAAGCACCUAUCCAGAUUAUUAUUAGUUUAUGAAGCUUACCUGUUUGGUCACUGAGAAAAAAUCAACCGGAAAGACUUUUAAGAAACAAUGGUCCAUGGUUUCCACUUGUGGUGAUUUUGGAACACACAAGUCGUCAAGAAUGUCUGCCUCUUGUUUUCCCACAUACUCAGCAUUUCCAAUCCCAAGGGCCAUUAAUAAGAAAGCUGAACACCAAAAGGUAGCAUCAAGUUUGCAAGGAAAAAAAAUCAUCAUGAAUUUGUUAUAUAUGCUUCUUGUUUCAUUGUUUCUAAGUAGCUGCAGGGCUGAUCCUUUGGGGAACUUUUGCAAUGAAAACACCAACAUAAGUAGCAGUAGCCAAAUAUCUGUAAACAUUGAUCGAUUGUUGGCUGAACUGGUCUCUAAAACUCCCUUAACUGGUUAUAUUGUGAGUUCCUCAGGUAAAGACCCUGAUAAAGUCUACGGUCUUGCUCAAUGCAGAGGGGAUGUUAGUAAUAAAGAUUGUUCAAGUUGCAUACAAGACGCUGCGAAGCAAGUACGCCAACGCUGUUCGAAUCAAGCUGAUGCAAGGAUUUGGUACGACUAUUGCUUUCUACGGUACAGCAAUGAUAAUUUUGUUGGAAAAGUUGACACCUCGUUUGGUAUAUUUUACUAUAAUGUUGAAAAUGUUACGGACCCUCAAAGUUUCAACAAAGAACUUGGAGCUCUGAUGGACAGAAUUAGAUCAGAAGCUGUCAUGCCAAAGAAUGAAGGGCUUGGAAAAGGUAAGACCAAACUGUCACAAUUUUUGACCCUUUAUGCAUUAGUGCAAUGUACAAGGGACUUAUCUCAGAUAGAUUGUGCUCAAUGCCUUGCAAUUGCUGUUGGAAAUUUCCCAAACUUUUGUGACAGCAAGAAGGGCUGUCGGGUCCUAUACAGUAGUUGUUAUGUCCGGUACGAGCUUUAUCCCUUUUUCUUCCCACUUGAUUCUAACAAUGGCACCUCAUUUGGCAAAACAGUGAAGAUAAUUCAUCACUAGUGUUGUGCUAUGCUAAAAUGAGUUUGUUUCAAGGAUUAGUUUCUUUUCAUUUAAUAAACUGUGUAAUCAGUGUCAAUAAGAGUGAUCUUUAGCUGUAAGAUUAAGAUGUUUCUUGCAUUUUGCAUUUAGUAUAUCUGAUGUUUACACAACUUCUUUGUGUGGGAUACAA